AUGAAUUUAGAUGAAGCACCGAGCAAGAACAUUCAGCAAGUCAAAAAAAGUGUGCCUCUCAUUAUUGCAGCUAUUGGUGAGGAGGUUGAACUACAAUGUCCUGCUACUGGUGCACCUGAUAUUGAGAGAGAAGUUUACUGGGAAAAAGUUGAUGGUGAACUGUCACAUAUGAAUUUAAUCCGUGAAGGUAAUUUAAUUGUGAAUGAUAUUCAGCAAAAAGACGGAGGUGUUUACAGAUGUACUGUAAAGACUGAUUCUGGAAUGGCAAUCGUCACACAUGUACAUUUAAAAGUUUCCGAUUUUGUUCCUGAAUUCGAUGGAAAUGGAUACGUAGAAUUGAAAGCUUUAACAGAAGAUCAGUGGAAUAAUAAUGUAGAUAUGAAAAUUGCUUUUAAACCAGAAGCAGCUAAUGGUUUGCUACUUUAUACUAAACUGCUGGGUGGAACUAAGUCAGAUGAAAAAGUACAUUAUUUAAGUGUGGGAUUACAAAAUGGACAUGUAAUUUAUCGUUAUGAUAUUCGCAAUGGACCAGCUGUGUUAGUAGUGGAUGCGGAUGACAUUAGUGAACAAGAAGACUACUUCAGUAUUAAUCAAAAAAUACCGAGUACCAUUGUUAUGGGUGGUGUCAAGAAUAAAUUGGAUUUGUUACAGACAAAGUUUGAUAGUUUAUUUAUUGCUGGCAAGAUAAGUGAUGAAAAUUUUGAAGGCUCUAUCAGUUCACUGACAAUAUCAAAUAAAACAAUGAAUUUUGGUGAAGAUUUGAUUGAAAAAUCAGUAAAUGUUCGACAAAAUCGAAUUUGUGCAUCAGAGUUAUGUCAGCAUAAUUCGAUAUGCAUUCCAAAGAACGUCGACAGAGGCUUUAUAUGCGAUUGUUCAACUUCCUUCGGUUUCGAAGGAGAAUUCUGUGAACGGCAAAUUCCGAAAUGCAACAGUGCUACAUGUGAGAAUGGAAAGUGUGUAAGACGGCUUGAUGGUACGGAGUUUUGCCGUUGCUCACCUGGAAAAUACGGUGAUCUGUGCCAGUUUUCGGAAAAUAUGAACACGUUACAUUCUAUUCAGUUUAUUGGUGAAAAUUCUUACCUUGCUUUACCGGAACCAUCUACGCUACGAAAUUUUAGUCUGAAUAUGGAAAUGGAAGUGAGAUCGAUGAAGGAUCAGUUUUUGUUUUAUUUAGCAUCCGAUUAUAAUCAUGAAAGAGCCAAUUAUUUGGCAAUUGGAAUUCGUGAUGGCAAAUUUGUUCACUUUUACAGCAGCGGAGAUGGCGAUAAGGAAAUCGAGUCAUUUGAAAAGAUUAAACUUAAUGAGCCGUAUUAUGUUAACUUAACACACUUUGGCAGUAAGACUGAAUUACAAGUAAAUGAAAAGAAAAUUUCAAGUUUGGGUAAUCUCUCGUCAUUUAUGCCAAGUACCAAUAUAUUUAUCGGUGGUAUACCUGCUGGAAUUAUGGUAAAUGAGGUCAUAAGUGCAGCUACUCCAUUUGCAGGUUGCAUUUCAAAGAUUGUAUUAAAUGGAAAUAAUUUGAAUUUGACUGAAAUGGUCAAAAAAUCCUCGCACGGUGUUGUGGAAUGCAAACCUUACAAAUCAGAAAGUAUAGACAAAAUUCCUUCGCCAUUUAUCUGGAGGACAUCUACUACCAAAAUACCUUCAACUUCUGAAUUCGUUCAGAUAAUGGAAACUUCUUUAGAAACAACUACAAGUACUACAACUUCAUGCACUCUAGGAAAAGAUUGCGUUGCUCAAUGUGAACCUGAUACGUGUGGAGAACAUGGUGACUGUGAUGUAAUUAAUGGAACACACAUCUCUUGCUCUUGUCGAGAUUACUAUGAUGGACCAAACUGUGAAAUAUUUAAACCCAUUGAACACGCUGCAAAGUUUGAUGGAAAAGCUUUUAUCGUAUUUUCAAGUGAUGACUUUCCACAUUUAACAUCUGAACGUGAAGAAACUAUAAGUUUGCGAUUCAAAACGUCAGCUUUGUAUGGAUUGAUAUUCUGGCAAGGUCAGCAGAUAGGAACACCUUUAGAUGGCGAAGAUUACAUGUCUAUUGGUAUUAAUGAUGGCUACCUUUUGCUUUCAUAUGAACUUGGUGGUGGCGCUGCACAGUUAUCUUCCGUGGAAACAGUAAAUGACGGUAGAGAACAUUACUUGCAAAUUUGGCGUACAGGACGGCAUGGUAAAUUAAAAAUUGAUAAUGGGCCAGUUGUUGAAGGCUCGUCCGCUGGUAUUCUUGCAAUGCUUAACGUAGAAGGCAAUAUUUAUAUAGGAGGUGUGCCAGAUUUAAAAGCCAUGACAAAUAAUUUACAUGAAGAGAAUUUUGUUGGUUGCAUAUCAGAUAUCACAUUAAAUGGCAUAAAGAUGGAUUUGAUGGCAAAUGCAAUUGAUGGACGUAAUGUGAAACCAUGUGAUCAAUGGACUACUCAAAAAAAAUAUCUACGCAGUUGGAAAUACCAUUAG
Thelazia callipaeda (thelaziosis nematode) is the source of this 2451-nucleotide messenger RNA. NCBI's taxonomy places the organism in Eukaryota, Metazoa, Nematoda, Chromadorea, Rhabditida, Thelaziidae. The record is from the annotation of a GenBank genome assembly.